AUGGCCUUGAGCUAUCGAAAGCGCAGCUUGUCGCAGCUGAGCGAUGAUGCACUGCCGCCUUGUAAAGUCCAGUUGCAGUCCCACGACCAGCCUUCCCGUGGUGCGCAUGCAGCUGUGCCAGCUGAUGGCAAGGUCACACUCUUCCGAGUCUUGAAGGUUCCAAGGGCUAAGAAAGCUGCAGCAGCUGAAGCCCAAGCGAAGAAUGUGAAGCUCUUGACCUCGCCUGUGGUGUAUUCGGGGCAACGACCAGAGCAUGCCAAGCCUACUUGUCAAAGCGUGGCUCACAGGUUGAAUGUGACAGUGAUUGCCGUCGCAUCCUGGAACUUCGAAUGCGUGAAGGCCUUUUGUGCCAAGGGCGUGAGCAAGUCGGGGAAGAUGCGUGGAUUAGCGGAUCCGCGCUCAAACUUGGUGAGCUCAGUGCAUGCAUGUCAGAUUCAAGUCAAACCUGAUGAAAUGACCCACCUUGGCCAGGAGUUUGAGAAACGGGGCUUCUAUCUUCUGUGGACUGUGGUCAAACGGGACCGGGUCUUUAUCGUCGCCUUGAAGAAAGGGACUGGCCAAUCUUUCUUCGAGGUAACUUGUGGCCAUUCUGGUUUCCCAUCUGACGAGUGGGAGUGGGUCGAAGCAGAUGCAGAUGAUAAUGAUCCCAAUCCUCCUGAAACUGAGGCAGUGGUAGUCACGGGUGGUUUGACGGAUGAGGUGAAGGUGACUCGCAGCAGCAGCAAGCUGAUUCAGCUUCUUCGCAAGAUGCAUCAUAGUCAUGGCAGAACUAACCAGAAAUUUGCCAAUUUCAUGGAUGGUGGCUGUUCCGAUGCUGCUCCUGCGUUGGUGCUUGCAAGUGGCGAGCCUUCAGAAGUGAAGGUUGAGCUGACGGCCUUAUCGGAUGAUGAGGUUCCCAGACAGCCUUUAAAAUGUGAUGCCUCAAGCAGCUCAAAACUGCGUCGAAGGAAGUCUGACAAGAAGAUUUUGGAUCUCUCCACGGCGCGAGCCAAAUUUUCCAAGCUGGUUCGCUCAGUUUGUCCAUGUGCAAAGACUGGCAAGACAUUGAACUGCUUCAGCCAGUUUCGCAACGAAGUGGAUGUAGCAGAUCUUGCGCAACAGUUUAUUCGCCUGCGGAAACUUUCGAAUGCUGACAUGGAUUCGGAGGUGAUGGCUAUGAUCCGCACAAAGCUGGAAGGCUUGGAGACUUUUACCCGCAAAGAACGUGUGAUUUUGAAACGCCCGGUCUGUCAACAGGGCUUUCGAAAAAUACUUGGUGUGGGUGCCACACGGUACUCCAAAUUGACCAAGUCCGUUGCUUUGGGUCAACCGGCUCCUUUGGAUGGUAGAUCCCGCCCUCGACAAGAUGACGGGUCACAGCCUGGUUCCAUGAGAAAGCGGGCCUUGGUAUUGGAGUUUUUGGAAGAGUUGCGGCAAACUGUUGCGGAAGCAAUGCCUGAGGCUUCAGGCAAGCGGAAAGCCAGUGCUGAUGGCCAAGAUUUGCACCCAUCAACCAAGUUCAGACGCCUUCGUGGGAAGAAGCCCGGGAAAUGGAAGAGGAUCGCAACUUGUUCCAGAAGUGACAAGGGGCCAGGGCCAUCGAAACCUGAAGUGUCGGAACCUGUGAUGAGGCUGCUUCCGCCUGGCAGUUUCAGUGAUUACUUCCGCCUUCUGCAGGCCAAGCACCCUGAGGUCUGGAAGAUUCAUUACGCAGCAAAAUUGGGCAUUCGGCCGAAGAGCAACCAUGCACAAUGUGCCGUUUGUGUCAGACACCGGAUGUUGUUGAAAAAAAUGGCCAGCGACACUCUUGGCCGCGCUUCUCAGAUGAAGCGCUACAUGGCGCAUUUGCAGCGUCAAUACCGUGACAGGAUCUGCUAUUGGCGUGCCAGGUCAAUUUCCAGACUGCCAGCUUUGCAGUGCAGUGGGCCCAGCGUUUGUUUAAUAACAGACGCUAUGGAUCACACGAAGUUCCGAUUUCCAAGAACAUUGCUGGCAUCCUCCAAAGAAUUCAGUGGCUUCAUAAGGCCAUGUUUGGACAUGAGCGCAGUCCUUUGCCACGGGCACCACGUGGUUCUGGCCGCAAGCCUCCCAUACCUCAAGAAGGAUGCCAGUUGGUGUUGCGAUUUGAUUUGCCACAGCUUACACCUCCUGUCUUCGAAGAUGGACCUUCGGGGUGUGGAGGUGUUAGUCCAAAGCGACAACACCUCCCGAGAGGUGAAGAACAACGUAGCAACGCGCCUGAUGGGAAUGCUUGUGGGGUGUCACAAACUGAAGAGGAUGGAGCUCCGAUGCUUAGCAUCGGGGCACAGCCACGAGGACGUGGACCAAUACUUUAGUUGCAUCAGUUCAGAAAUUGAGCGGCACCAGGAACUUGCCACACCGACUGACUUUGUUGAGAUGCUCCAGCGGUUUCAUGAUGAAGGUGCUGGCAAAAGCAUCCGGCCGAACGAACCUUUGCGAAUCAGCUGCCUUGUUGGUGCAACCAGGGAUUGGAACCGUGUCGACCUCUCCAAUUGUCAAAGUCGGUUUUGGAGAAAGUUUGGUGUGGCGCCUGAGGGGGAUGAUGUCAUCCUGAGGACCAAACAAUACAUGAGCGAUGAGAAUUGGAAAGGAGAGGAACCCUUUCGAAUGGUCCGUGCAGCUGACUAUCUUGAGAAGCUUGCGCGAAACCAGUUGGAACGAUCAGCACCCAACGCAAUGAAUUUGGUGACGGAGAAAUUGCCACGUGUUGUCUUGGACCGCUAUAGGGUCCGCAGGAAGGCUUACCAUGUGUAUCGCGCAGCAGUGCGGCUGUGGGGUGAGGGGAUGGACUUUCAACGUGCUUUAUCCAUAGUCGAGAGCGCUUUCAGUGCUGCAACAUGGGAGUGUGAGGGAGAAAGCCAAAGCAUCGUCCCAGCCAAUGUGAAUGUCGUUGACAGUCCGCACAAAGCCAUGCCCGUAGGUCUGACAGGUGAAGCGUGUCCUCUGCCCAAGUUUACUGCUUUCUGCUAUUUCCCAGCAGGGCUCAAUUUGCUUCAGUUUCACAUGCAUGGACCGUGUGAGAGGAAGCAAGUUUGUGAUGAACAUGGCUCAAUGGCGAACUUUUUCGAGCGUCGCUUCGCCAAUAAGGAUGCAGCCAUUGAAUUUCUGAAAUUCAUCAAUGAGAAUUUCCCUCCAGAGCAGGGCCUCAAAUAUGCUAAUCCGCAGACACAUCGGACGGGUGGUGGAGCACUGUUGCGUCCGUGGAUGAUGACGGAUCCUGACCUUGGAGGAGUAGAAAAAGUGACUGUGUCAUCUCUACGGCCUGAGCUUGGACUUGCGCCCGAGCAUUCCUUGUUGCUCAGUGACCUAGACGGAUGCGAAAUCGAGGAUGUUGGCUUUGCAGACCCACAUUCAUUCAGCUUCGUGAAAGGCUACACCAGAAUGUUUUGCUGUUACACUGUGCUGCUGUGUUGCCACUUGCAGCCGGGUUUCAUGGAGGCGCUGGAUGACAAAGUUCGAAAGAUGCUUGGUAUGACACUGAGCAGCUCAGUGCGAAGGAAGCCCAACUGCUUUAACCUUUUGCACCAGAUGCGUCUGCUCAAACGCAUGCAAGUCACGGAAGAUGCAUGGAUGACUGCCGGUCAGUUGGCUUCGUCAUACCAGUUGGGGCGGGCUGAAAGUGGAGCUGCUGCAGCGCUCUUGAACCACGUGGAUGGGCCAGUGGUGGAAGCACUCACCGGCUUGGUCGGGCGAUACACCAUGCAUCGGUUUCUCACGCACGACGCAGUCAAAGAGGGAGUGUUCAACAGAGAUUUUUGUUCUGCACAUGGGGCGUUCAGUGCCUGGCCGGAUGACCUCACCAACACCGAUGGCACUCUAAGUCUUUUGCUGAAAAGGCUUGAGUCGGAUUGGCUGGCUCUCAACCCCAAGCUCCGGAAGCCUUACACAGCUCGGGAUGUGGAUACUUGGCAGCAUGAAUGUCGGAGAAACAUUGCAGCGUGUGUGCAGCGCAUUCCUCGCCGCAUGGCGGGUGUUCGAGUCAAGAUUUCCCAGUUUAUGUUCCGGCACCUGGAUGCUGAUCUGACAACCAUGCUUGAGAUGAAGGUCCCACCCGCUCCACUGGAAUGUGUGACUGCAUUCGCUGCAGCUGUCGUGAAAUUUGAGAAGCAGGUCGCAGAACAGCGGGAGGAGGCUGAAGAAGCGUUGCUUGACAUUCAUUCAAAAAGACCUCUGCUGGUGGAUGAAGCGGUGGACAUCGCCAAAGGAGUUUGCACGGCAAAUUCCAAUUGCAUUCUCCUCGUUUUGCUUCCUCAGCAAAAUGCGUCCAUUGAGUCAUCCGCCAUCACUGCUCACCGGAGGGCUUUGGAAGACCGCCUGUCGACUUUGGAGAGCUUUGAAAUGGGUUUGUACUUCAAGGAUUCUGGACACGGGGGUUUGGCAGCAGUGCAACCAGUUCACCGGUCCACUUUUGGUUUUGCGAAGUCGAAAGCAUUGCUUGGCUUGAUUGGCCCGGUGUCCAGAGCCAGAGUGAUGGACCUUUGGAGUGACGACUUGGUCAUUCAACGUGGUGUCCCGGGGACACGCGAGAUCCUCGAAAGUUUCGUUGACGGGCUAGAGCUUCCAGAGGGUGAUCGAACACCAAUCUUUGUGGUUGAUCUAAUGGUGACGCGGUACAACGAGUGGGGAAGAGCUUGCUGGGAGCUGCAGCAUGCCAACUUCCAGAACAAGGGCAGAGGUGUGGCUGCGCAGCUGGACUGGCGUUUUCUGGCAUGUGUGUCAGAAGAUGACACUUACGUGCUCAACAUCGCGGAAGUCCAAAAUUGGAUGGCUGGUCACAUCAUUGCUGCCAGGAGUAUUGGGAUUCAUCUUCAGAGGCAGGCCCAGCAACUCGGGCCGCUGCCCCUUUUGACGCUGCCAGCAAGUUGGAAGUCCACGUUGGGCUUGCGAGCGAACGAAAUUGAGAAGCUGGUGUCGAAGUGGAAUGCUGGCAGAUCUCCGUCUGGGUGCGCUGCCUUGGGCCUGGGGCAGGCCGCUGCCAAGGCAACGCCGAGGCCAAGAGGUGCAGCUCAGGCUGCCAAUGCCCGCACCCAGUGUGAGCCGUCCUUCACACCGGAGGAUGCCCCACUGCCCUGUGCAUCGACACGUGCUGCUACGGAAGACAAGCUGGAGAUCAUGCUGACGUCCGACAACAAGCUGUGGCUGUGCAAUUUUGGCGGUGACGACAUUCAGUGUGGCCCUGCAGAGCUCUUUGGUUACAACCUGGGGAGCUUCCAAGAGAAGCCCCGUGUUGCGCUUUCCCAGCAAGAUGCUGGGAUCAUUUUCAACUUGACCCAAGACACAGACCUCCUGGCCUUUGUGGAUGGCAAGAAAACACCUAUGUGCUUCGCGAACCUUGCGUGUUUGGUGGCCAAGACCACAGGUCUUACCGAACUGACGUUGGAGGAUCACAGCAUCACCCAGAGGUUUGCGGAGGACGGGACCCCACUGCCUUUCCGAUAUGACAUCAAAGGGAACCCCAAGCUGAAUUUUUUCGAACCGAAGAAGCUGCCUGAAUCCGAUGGCAGCUCAAUGAUGGAACUUCGCUACAGCAUGUUUGGGGCUGUGUAUCUCGCACGUGAUGGUGGCUUGAAGCAUGUGAAGAUGGAGCAUUCCAGAGUGCGAACUUUGAAGCCGAAGUUUUGGCUUUUGUGUAGCGUCAAUGUCAAGGUGCUGUCAGAUGAUGACGGCCAUGGUGGCCCCAACACAGGGUCAGCGUCAGCCGCCGCCGCAGUUCUGACUGCAGCCAAGUCCAAAGCCAAGGCCCGCGAGCCUGAGGCCGAUGCGGAAGCAGGGCCAGAGGCCGUGGGUGAGCCUUCAAAAGUUAAAAGUCAAGCUGAAGGUGAGGAUGAAGAGCCGGCGAUGGCACCCAAAGCGAAAGCCAAGGGGGCCGGGAAAGCCAAGGCCAAAGCAGGAGCGAAAGGUAAAGCCGCUCCUAAGGUGAAAUCCUCAGCCAAGAAGCGGCCGGCCGCGGCAAUCAGCUCUGGCUCUCCGCAAGAGGCUGAAGCUGUGGCUGAUGAGGCUGCUUUGGAUGAGGUUGAAGCAGCAGGCGCUGGAGCAGCUCCUGAUGCUGAGGCGCCUGCGCCUUCCGCUCCGAGACGGCCUGCUAUGAGACGCCCUGCUGCGGCGCAGAGUCAUGCUUUGAAAGCCACGAAGUAUAUGUACCACAAAGACCAGAAAUGGGGGUGCAAGGUUAAUGGAAAAGAGCAGCUUACGGCGAUGAUGAUGGGAGAAGCUGCUGCAGCAACUAUUCGGGCUCGGGUGACGUUGACCUCAGCAGAGGCUGCGCCAGCUGCUGCGGAAGGUGCAGACGAGGGCGGAGAGGCGCCAGAGGAGGAGCAGCCGAUGGAAGAUGAUGCCGUGGCUGAGGCUGACUGA
Messenger RNA from Cladocopium goreaui, 6354 nucleotides. The record is from the annotation of a GenBank genome assembly. Lineage: Eukaryota; Dinophyceae; Suessiales; Symbiodiniaceae.